Molecule: messenger RNA, 7778 nt
Organism: Anopheles gambiae (African malaria mosquito)
Lineage: Eukaryota; Metazoa; Arthropoda; Insecta; Diptera; Culicidae
Exons: 3
Coding region: 3753-5750 (665 amino acids)
Biological process (GO): DNA integration
Molecular function (GO): nucleic acid binding
Source: RefSeq, a predicted model, not a curated record
UUUUUCGUCCCCCAUUUCGUCCACGAGCGGCGUUGUGCCGUAAAAAAUCUAGAGAGAAAACACAUGUUCUCUCGCUUUGGCACACAGGAAAAAUUCACAAUAGCUUCGGUUUCUUCACCAUUAACAUGAGAGGGAAAGAGCUUAUACACCCCGACCGUACCCGAAAGGUAUACCCAACAGUCAAAAGCCGAAGAUUUUAUAUUGACCUUAUGCUUUUUCUAUCAGUCUCUCGCUCUAAUUUGAGCGAUUUACCCUGAUGAGUGUCCACAAGCCUCCUCGUAUGGUUGUUGUUGUUGGAGAUGGAACCCGAAACCCCUUCGUGCGCUCUCGAAAUCAGACGAAGAGCAGAAUCGAGUUUUUUUUGCUUGGCUGAAGUGAACGAGAGAAACAGCGAUGAUAAAAAGUGUGCUAUGAAAAAAAUCAACUCAUCCUAACGAGCACGCGCCAACGUUAUAGUCAUGAGAAUGUAUGUCUGAGGUAGGUAUAUUUUCGAUUGUAGUGGUGCUACGUUUCUGCUGUCAAACUUUUUUGUCAUUCUGUGUGGUUUCCAAGUGCCAAGUACAAGUGUUCAUCAAGUGUGUUAGAAAAGUGUGUUUUAAGUGCCAAAAUGUCGCAGAAUUGCAGCCAAAAUGGGCAUUGUUAUGCAAAGUGCCGUAAGCUGAUGGACGAGAUUGAGCUCUCUAACCAAGAAGCUCUGUAAGAGGCAAACGAUUGGUUUGUCCCGCUGCCAAACAUGGCCGGUUCUAGGUGUUUCAUCAACCUCAUCUAUUGUAAAACAAUUUGAAGUACUCGCCGGGCAAUUUGGACAGGAGCACCGGUUCUGUGGUGCAACUCUAUUGAGGAUGUUGCUGACGGUAGCUGGAGCGGUGCUUCAACCGGAUGAGAAUCGUGUAUGGCCUCAAUACACGGAUCAAUCGAGGAUAUUUCGACAGUGGCCAAUGGAGAUGGUUGACGUUCAGAAACGCAGGGUGCAAUCUCCGUGCGGUUGCUUUCCACAGAAGCUGUUAUAGAAACGCCAUCGAAAAAGGCUAGCGGAGGAGCCUCACGGACGUCAACGCUAGAAACUGUCUCCGUGGGAUGUUUUUCCACAGCUCUCUGCCGAUUUUCAGCUACGUCAAUUGUUAACGGAGAUGGUUCACGGACGUUAAUGUUGGACACCGGUACCAUGCAGAUUAUUAACAGUUUGUGAUGUUAAUAAAAAUAAAAAAGGCCAACACAGAUGGCUCACGGGUGACAACGCUGGGCACGUCAUGCAUGUUACGCUUUUGCAAAACAGAUUUCUGUGAAACAUCGCCAAAAAAGUCGUCUUCAAUCUCGCUUCCGUUCAAACCCUCGAGCGUUUUGGAAUUACAUAAACUCUAUGAGAAACAAUAAUGGCCUCCCUACUAGUAUGUCACUUGGUGAUGUGCUUGCUACGUGCCCGAAUGAAAUUCGUUCGCUUUUUGCUGAUCAUUUCUCGAGUGUCUAUGAAAAUGGUUUAAAUAACUCUGCAAGCUUUGAGGCCAGUCUUUCAUUCACCCCUCUCAAUGUCCUGAAUGUUGAAUUUGUUUCUGUAAGCACUGCUUCUGUUUUACGUGCGUUAGGUAACCUUAAACCAUCCUCAGUGCCGGGUCCCGAUGGUACUCCUGCUGCUUUACUCUUUCACUGUCGUGAAGCACUAGCCCUUCCUGUUUCUUUCCUUUUUAAUCUUUCUUUGUCCACGGCUACUUUUCCGGAUAUUUGGAAACAAGCAUGGAUAAGGCCAGUUUUUAAAAAGGGUGAUCGUGGUUGCGUCUCUAAUUAUCGUGGCAUAUCUAUUUUAUCGGCGUUCAGCAAAGUCUUUGAAUCUGUUAUUCGUUUACCUCUAAUGGAAAUGGUGAAAUCGUGAAUCAUUCCAAAUCAACAUGGCAUUAUGGCUGGCCGCUCCACCACUACUAAUCUUAUGGAAUUUGUUUCCUCAGCACUCUUAAAUCUGGACUCUGGCAUGCAGGUUGAUGCUGUGUAUACCGAUUUCAAAGCUGCGUUUGAUAAAAUCCCCCAUUCUCUGCUCAUUGCUAAAUUCAAGAAACUUGGCUUCUCUCCUUUCUUUUUUGAAUGGCUACAAUCAUUUCUAUCGAAUCGUUUUUGCUGUGUUAAAUUGAAUGACGGUUUUUCUUAUGAGUUUCAUUGUUCGUCGGGUGUACCCCAGGGUAGUGUCUUGAGUCCUUUACUUUUUAUUUUAUUUGUCAAUGAUGUGUGCUCUGUUCUUCCAUCCGAUUCCUUCCUUAUGUUUGCAGAUGAUUUAAAAAUAUGUUGUCCUAUCACUGACUCUAAUUCUUGUGUCUCUCCUCAAUGUCUGUUAGACUCCUUCUCCUUUUGGUGUUCUGCUAACUUUCUCUCCCUAUGUAUGGAUAAAUGUGCUUGUAUAUCUUUCUCUCGGAGCUUAAACGUGUUUUCUCAUAAUUAUUCACUAAACUCUGUUGUAUUAAAUCGUGUUAAUGUCAUUCGUGAUCUUGGGGUUCACCUUGAUGCAAAGCUGUCAUUCAAUCAUCAUAUUGAGCGUACCAUUAACCAUGCCAAUAGUGUACUAGGAAUGAUUUGUGCUAUGGCAAAUGAUGUGCGUGACCCUAUAUGCCUCAAAGCCCUUUUCUGUAGCUUAGUCCGCCCUAUUUUAGAAUAUGCUAGCAUUGUGUGGUGCCCAGUCAGCUCGGUAUGGAUUGAAAGAGUUGAAAGUGUUCAACGCAGAUUCACCCGUAUUGCCAUUAGGCGUCUUUUAGGGCAAUCGGGUGCUUCUCUUCCCCCUUAUGAAGUCCGAUGCCGUAUGCUUGGAUUGAUGACACUGCAUGAUCGUCGCUCUGCUUCUCAAGCUUUGCUUAUCAGAGGUUUGCUUCGGAACGAGAUUGAUUGUCCUUCACUUCUUAACAGAAUACCGCUGUACGCGCCUGCUCGCUUUCUUCGACGCCGCGAUUUCCUUCAAAUCCCGUCGCGAAGAACGCUGUAUGGCACCUAUUACAAACGUGUAAUGCCCUUUAUCUCUGUCUGCUGCAUGGGCCUAUGUCGACUCCAACUGACGUUUACAAAGUUAACCACGAGGCGCGCGAAAGGGAACGAUCGAAGACGACGGCGGCCAUCGCGAAUUGUAAUAUUAUAAAUAGAGGCGAGAGAUGCGCUCUCGUCCUUUUUUCCUGCUACCGCGAAUAAAGACACGUUCUUUAUAGUUCGUUAAAACAAAGUUUUUAUAAAACGUGUCUAGUCUAUUCAAUGCGAUUAGGAAAGAAGUUGCAUUUGCAACAUUCUAUAAAGAACGUGUAAUACUGCGUAUUAGGUGAACUUCUACCGCGUUCGAACUCUAGUUGUCCUUAACAAUAAAAACUAUCACACGUGAAAAUCAUUCUACUAGGUCGCCGGUGUGUAUUGUUGUGUAAGUCUCGGGAGUGAACCGCGAGUUCGCUAGUAAAACGCAAAGUGUUCAUCCGGAGCGUAACGUAAAUCGGUGCGAGAAGUGACGCGAAUUUAGAAGUGAUAAGUUAAAAUGUUAAGCAACAGCCCUGAAACAGAAGCCUCCUGCGAACAGCUCGCUGAACACGAGCAGCAAGCUGGACCCACGAUAAGAUCGAGCGCACGGAGUGGCGGGGCGAAGGACGCAACGUCUGGGAUGGUCGUUCAGCAGCACGAGCAACAAGCGGCGCCGUCGACGAGCUCGAUUGUGCGAAACACCGAGGCGAAGGACGCAACGCCAGGAAAGGUGAGAGUAUCUUCGACCAUCCAUUCAUGAAAUAUCAGGGGCUCACACCAUGCACAAUUUAUCUUUGCCCGUGCAAUCGGUUUCUUCCAAGCAGCUCAUGGAAAGAUAUAAGCACCUCCGUGGGGUGCCCUUUAGUACGUAUUAUAAUCAGGCACCACGAAUACUCAUCGGAACCGAUAACAGUAACCUAGGAAAGCCGAUAAAGACCAAGGAAGGGAAAAAUGAUGAACCGAUCGCAUUAAAAACUCGACUUGGUUGGACGAUUUAUGGACGAUGUCCGAUUGCCUCUUCAUCCGCUAAUAGUGAUACACACUGCUUCCACAUAUGCGAAUGUGAAGAAACUGGCAACGAAGCCCUAACUGAUGCUGUGAAAAGGUACUUCGCCCUCGAGUCGUUAGGGAUUUUCAAUCAAUCUCAAACGCUAAUGUCCACAGAUGAUACCAGGGCCAUUCAGAUACUGACAAGGGAGACUCACCUGAAGUCCGGUAGGUUUGAAACCGGGUUGUUAUGGAAAUACGAUGAUGUUCGAUUACCUUGUAAUAAAGACAUGGCAUUGCGGCGCAACGAAUGUUUAAGGAAGAAAAUGCGAAGGGAUCCUGCAUUAGCCAAAGCUAUCAUAGAAAAAAUGAGAGAUUACGAGAGGAAGGGAUACAUUCGACGCGUAGAAAAGGAAGAGUUGGUUGAACGAAAAUCACGCGAUUGGUAUCUGCCUAUAUUUCCGGUAAUAAAUCAAAACAAGCCGGGAAACCUUCGAAUGGUUUUUGACGCGGCCGCAAAAGUUCAUGGGGUGAGCCUUAAUACCUUUCUUCUCUCAGGACCGGAUCAACUAGCAGAACUAAUGAGCGUUCUUCAUAAAUUUCGAGAGUUUCGCGUAGCCGUGGCUGGUGACAUCCGCGAAAUGUUUUUUCAAAUCAACAUGAAGAAGGAAGAUCAGCGCAGCCAGCUGAUCUUCUGGGAUGAAAAAGAGACAUAUAAUGCUGAGCCGACAACGUACGCCGUGACUGUUAUGACAUUUGGUGCAACGUGCUCACCAGGUACAGCUCACUUCGUCAAGAAUAAUAACGCCGAAAGGUUUGCUGAACAGUUCCCGCGUGCCAUCCAUUGUAUCAAAUACGAGCACUAUGUGGACGAUAUGCUCGCCAGCGCAGAAACGAGCGAAGAAGCGGCGCAGCUUGCUGAGACAGUGCGGCACAUCCAUGCGGAAGGAGGAUUUGAAAUACGCAACUGGGUGUCAAAUUCUAAUGAAGUGUUGGAGCGGCUACGAUGGGGAGUCAGCCAGGAGGAUGGUCGAGGUGUGGUCAUGGACUCGUCGGCGGAAAAAGUAUUAGGUAUGUGGUGGGAGACUACAACGGAUUCCUUUAUUUUUCGCCUGAAUUUAAAACACGAUAAAGGUCUUCUAUCUGGUACGCGAAUGCCAACGAAGCGGGAAGUACUGCGCACAUUGAUGCUUGUAUACGAUCCAUUGGGUCUUGUUGGAAAUUUUCUAAUGUUUAUGAAGAUUCUGCUUCAGGAAAUCUGGCGUGCAGGCUACAGCUGGGACCAACAGAUCGAUCGGGACUGUGCGGAGAAAUGGCUUAAAUGGAUUAGCGCUUUACCAUCACUUCAGUCCGUCCGGAUUCCACGUUGCUACCGUGUAAAAACAUCCGCCGCGGUGCGAAAUGUACAGUUGCACAUCUUCUGUGAUGCCAGUGAAAAUGGGAUGGCAGCAGUAGCAUACUUUCGUUUCGAAGAGGACAACACAAUUGAAUGCUCGCUAAUAGGGUCGAAAACGCGCGUGAGCCCGUUGAAGUUCUUGUCGAUACCGCGACUAGAGCUACAAGCAACAGUGAUCGGGGUUCGACUAGCGACGAGCAUUGUAAAAUAUCAUCGAAUGAAGAUCACGCGGAGGAUUUUCUGGACAGAUUCUAGAAACGUAAUGAGCUGGCUGAAAUCUGAUCAUCGCAGAUAUGGUCCGUUUGUCGCGUUCCGGGUCAGCGAGCUCCUAGAGUCGACAGUGGUAAAGGAGUGGAGGUGGCUUCCUACUAAGGCAAACGUCGCAGACGAAUGAACCAAGUGGCAGAGGAUCCCUGAUAUGAAUCCGUCGAGCAGAUGGUUUCGAGGGCCCAGUUUUUUAUGGAGUCCCGAGGAUGAAUGGCCCGUUGACAACCAUAUCUCUAGCGAUACACCGGAGGAACUACGCCGUAACGUACUCCAUCAUUCCGUGACUGAUCCACUAAUCACGUUUGAUAGAUUUUCCAGAUGGACGAGGCUUGAAAGAUCGAUAGGCUACGUGGUCCGGUUCGUUAACAAUGCUCGACAUCGGCUGACCGAAACGCCAGUAACCCGAGGACCGCUGACACAGGAGGAACUCUUGGCAUCCGAUCGCAUUAUAUUUGCUCAAGUUCAGCUGGAAGCGUUCCCAGAGGAAGUAAAGUUGCUGAAGCAGCAAGCAAGGGAAGAAAGAGAAGUGAACAGAGCACUACAGAAAAGCAGCGCCCUUUACAAAUUGUCGCCGGAGCUGGACGAUUGUGGGUUAAUAAGGAUGCGAGGACGUCUGGAUAUCUGCUCAAUAGCUAGUGAACCGUUGAGAAAGCUGGUGAUCCUGCCACGCCGACAUCACGUUACCGGGCUGAUCCUUCUGGCAUAUCACGUGAAAUAUCGUCACUGCAACCAUCGUACCUGUAAACGUAGCUGUAAACGAGCUUCGAGCGAGGUACUACAUACCACGAGUCUUGGCCGAGUAUAUCCGAAUACGGCAUUCUUGUCAGUACUGUAAAAAUGCGAAUGCAGCACCGAAACCACCAAUGAUGGGUAGUAUACCGAGAUGCCGAACGGCGGUUGGACAAUGUGCAUUUACUUAUACUGGGCUGGACUAUUUCGGACCGAUGUUAGUGGUCGUGGGACGUAGAACAGAAAAACGAUGGGGAGUUAUCUUUACGUGCCUCACAACCCGGGCAAUCCACUUGGAACUGGCGCAUUCUCUCAAUACGACAUCGUGCAUCUUGGCCAUACGUCGCUUCGUGGCACGGCGCGGGCCUCCGAGAGAAAUCAUAAGCGACCGUGGGACAAACUUCAUCGGAGCGUCAAGGGAACUGAAGGAGGCAGUAUCAGAGGUAAACGAAGAUGAAUUAAUUUGUGAGUUCUCUACUUCAACUUUUAGAUGGACGUUUAACCCCCCUGCAGCACCCCACUUUGGUGGAUGCUGGGAGCGCCUGGUACGAUCUGUGAAGCAAAUCUUGUGCAAGUUCAACCUGCCACGACUCCCAUCGGAUGAAGUGCUGCAGUCUACCUUAGCCGAAGUGGAGAUGAUUAUAAACUCGCGGCCGCUAACAUAUGUACCACUAAACGAUGAGAUGGACAUGCCUAUAACGCCUAAUCACCUUCUAUUAGGCAGCUCCGACGGUACCAAGCGCUCUGUCCCGUUUGAUGAUUCACCAGCGGCGGUAUCAGCAACGUGGAAAACAACGCAGCGGAACGCUGACAUCUUCUGGAAGAGGUGGGUCGCGGAUUACAUGCCCACACUCACCCGCCGCUCGAAAUGGUUCCAGUCGGUACGGCCCAUCAAAGAAGGAGAUGUCGUGAUCAUCGUGGACGCAAACCUGCCCCGCAAUACCUGGCCAAAGGGGCGCGUGCUAGCAGUAGUGCGAUCUGGAGAUGGACAGGUCAGACGAGCCACGGUGCAAACAGCGAACGGAAUUUUAGAGCGACCAGCUACAAAACUCGCAGUGCUGGACGUGAAACCCAUGGAAGACGAAGAAAGUGGCAAGGUUCCCGAUGUUACUAAGGAUUGUGAGGGAUAGGAGCCCUGGGGCACCAAUCAGCGAUACGGGUUUUAAAGUGAUAACGAGCGGUUUUCACUGAUGGGGAGAAUAUUACAAACGUGUAAUGGCCCUUUAUCUCUGUCUGCUGCAUGGGCCUAUGUCGACUCCAACUGACGUUUACGAAGUUAACCACGAGGCGCGCGAAAGGGAACGAUCGAAGACGACGGCGGCCAUCGCGAAUUGUAAUAUUAUAAAUAGAGGCGAGAGAUGCGCUCUCGUCCUUUUUUCCUGCUACCGCGAAUAAAGACACGUUCUUUAUAGUUCGUUAAAACAAA